Rubroshorea leprosula is the source of this 853-nucleotide messenger RNA. The record is from the annotation of a GenBank genome assembly. NCBI's taxonomy places the organism in Eukaryota, Viridiplantae, Streptophyta, Magnoliopsida, Malvales, Dipterocarpaceae.
UUUGAUAAGAGAGGAGGCUGAGUAUCUUCAUGUGGCAAUGAGGCAUGAAGUUGAAACACUUGAUGAUUUUGUUGAAUCACAUGCACUCUAGACUGAGUAUGAUAAUGUGAAGGAGAAGAUGGAUAGUGACAAGGUGAAGGCAGAAAGCCUUGAGAAGAAGAAGAAGUUCAAUGUUCUCACACAGGGUCUUGAGUUUGGAUUAUUAGAGACGGGCUGCAACCCUGUGGCGUCAAAUUGAGGCAACCUUUCAGCAGAUGGGCACUGCAGGAACUGAACUGGAAUGUUUUCAAGCAUUGCAAAAGCAAGAGAAGCUGGCAGCCAAACACAGAAUAAAUGAUCUCUGGGAGGAAGUUCAAAAGCAAAAGUUGCUUGAGCAAACUCUACAAAGACGCUACGGAGAUCUUUUGGCUGAGCUUGAAAGGACACAAAAUCAGAUAAACGUCUACAGAGCACAAUCACAAAAACAAGAAGAAAUUGCAGCAGAGAAUCAUGCUUCUGAGUCAGCAGAGGCCGUAGCAAAUCAAACUGCUUUGUCAUCAAGCUCAGAACUUUCUGAGCCUGUACCAUCAGAUGAUCUUGCAAUCUCUAAACCAGAAGGCAAUGUCUCUGAAUAUGUUGAAGGCGUGGGUGUUGCAAAUGGGGAUGUCAAACAGACGGACAGAACUGUAGAUAUGCUGGAAACUUCAGCCCCGGAGCAAUAAGAUGGUUGAAAAUUCACCAGUCUCGUGGAGAUUUUUGCUCAAAAUAGAUUGGAUCUGGGGAUGAAUGUUGAUUAUCCUUUAACUCACCCUUAUUUUUGUAAUGAAAACUCAUCCUGUAACAGUUUUACUUAGAAGAAAGGACAUCACAAAAU